Messenger RNA from Branchiostoma belcheri (Belcher's lancelet), 2196 nucleotides. RefSeq lists its product as uncharacterized. The record is from RefSeq and is a predicted model, not a curated record. Lineage: Eukaryota; Metazoa; Chordata; Leptocardii; Amphioxiformes; Branchiostomatidae. The coding region runs from base 15 to 2114 and encodes 699 amino acids. The transcript has 14 exons. Gene Ontology annotation, molecular function: protein binding.
ACGUCACAACUGUCAUGGCGGCGCCCGUGUGUCGAGCAGGCAUGCUCCUGAAGUCGGUUAUUUUAACGCUGUUUUUCAAUGAUCUGGUACUUUGUGUGGCAGAGACAGUGACUGUAGGAGUGGAGAAAGAGGAGCGACAAUGUGUCAACGGACGAUGCCGUUCAGUAGCCGAUGGAGAGGGCAAAGAACCCGCCCAGUCUUCAGAAGGGCUCCUGAAACUUUUGAGGGACACGGCGGUCCAUUCUAGAUGGAUGAGUAAACGUGCUAGGUUUGGCGAAGGGAGAAGGUACUGGAAAAACGUCGUCUGUAACGACCGUGAGGUGGUGCCUUCUCUUUGGGUCUGUGACGGCACUGCGGACUGUAUGAACUCUGAGGACGAGAGCGGGUGUCUGGGUUACUGUGGAGAUUACGGCUAUCCAGUACCCGGAUGUGAGUGUGACGUGGGAUUCUGCAUGAACGACAGACCUUCCCCCGUCUGCGCAUGCGGAUUCAGGGACUGUCUGUUCCCGCUACCGAGAUCUUGCAGACGACCCACAUUCCUGGAGCUACCAGCGUUCCACCCUUCCGCCAUCGGACUGAAACAGUUCCAGGAGCCGGAGUGUCAGGUGGAGAUGGACCUGAUCUUCCUGCUGGACGGGUCAGCCAGUGUCGGGCACCUCAACUUCGAGAAGGAGAAGAAGUUUUGCCGACAACUGGUCAGCGAUUUCGACAUCGGGCCCAACAAGACGCGGGUUGCUACCAUUCAGUACAGCAUUGAGCAGCAGGACGAGUUCUGGUUUGACCUACCGGACGUUCACACCCUGAGGAAUGCCCUGGGACAGAUCGUGUACAUGGACGGCCCUGGGACAGAGACCGGGAAGGCCAUCAUGUACAUGGCCAGCAGGUUCCCUCAGAGGGAGGGUGCGAAAAAGAUUGCCAUCGUGAUCACAGACGGUAAGAACAACCCCGAGUCGCGGGUGAGUGUUCGCAUGGCGGCAGACCGCGCGCGGGAGGACGGCAUCACGCUGUACGCUGUGGGGGUGGGCACCGAGGUGGACCUCCGGGAACUUACCGACCUGGCGGGCGAUCCAACCAGAGUCUACAAUGUUGAGGACUUUCAGUCGCUGUCGGCUUUUGCAGAGCAGGGUCCUUUGCAGACGGAGUUAUGUCUGUCGGAGCCAACAACAUCAACAGAUAACCAAACAUCCGGAUCUUCAGGGUUCCCGGGGGUCAGUCGCUCGGGGCCUAUUUCCUCAGAAGAUCUUCGUACAUAUGCGAUCAUAUCCUGCUCCUCCUUCUCCAUGCAAGUGGAUUUCCCGCGAAUGUAUUUUCCACAAGUGUACGCACCGGCACUCCACCUAGCAGAUCCGUCCUGUACUGCGCGGGGCAACAGCACCCACGUCAGCAUCCUGGCACCACUGGUGGGAUGUGGGACAACCAGCUCGAUGACAGCAGACUUCAUCCUGUACCGUAACAAGGUGAUAGAGGACGGAGGCAGUCUACCCAGGGCCUCCACCUCCCCCAUCGUCCGAGCCUGCGGGUUUGAGCUGGACUUCACCUGUCAGAUGCCGCGGCACAAGUCUGUCCUGACCGGCUACAACCCCGUACUUCAGCCCGACAGGUUCUACGAACAGGGCACGGGGAAACUACAGGCUGUUCUACGGUUCUGUCGCGAUGCCAGUUGCCUGUCGUACAACACCGACUCUCCUCUCGUUGUGAAGAUUGGUGGAGACGUGAUAGUGGAGAUCGAGCUCUUAACUUCUGACCCUGACCUCAGCAUCAUGGUGGAGGACUGUGUAACCACGGAUGUGCCCACUUCCACUGGUGGGGGGUACCAGUAUCAGAUCAUUCAGGAAGGGUGCGGUGCAGACCCAACCUACCACCAGCUGGCCGCCCCACGACACUCUGUGGACAGGUUCAAGUUCCAAGCCUUCAACUUUGUCAGUGACGUCACUAGGGUCUACUUGAGGUGCAGUGUCCUUGUCUGCAGGGCUUCUCAACCAGGAAACAGGUGUGCCCAUGGGUGUAUGACACACUGGCUGGGGAAGAGGUCCGUUGUAAAUCUUGAUGACAUCAUGAUCCACGUGAUCUCUGGCCCUCUCGUUCUCCUUCUACCAACGACACCACGACCCUAAGGACAAAGUGGAUUGCAGAUUGGUGGCCGUGACUACUGAUGCCUUUGAUUCGCAAUACUAGUACGACAAAUACUCUCAGAUU